This is a messenger RNA of Hemicordylus capensis (graceful crag lizard), 1983 nucleotides long. RefSeq names its product enolase 1 (gene ENO1). Gene Ontology annotation, biological process: glycolytic process. The record is from RefSeq and is a predicted model, not a curated record. NCBI's taxonomy places the organism in Eukaryota, Metazoa, Chordata, Lepidosauria, Squamata, Cordylidae. Gene Ontology annotation, molecular function: magnesium ion binding; phosphopyruvate hydratase activity. The coding region runs from base 149 to 1453 and encodes 434 amino acids. Gene Ontology annotation, cellular component: phosphopyruvate hydratase complex. The transcript has 12 exons.
AUGAGAGGCCUCGGUGGGGCCCCUCAUCUGCAUGGACCCGGCUAUAGCUCAGCGCGAGCGGGGGCUUUUCUUCCUCAGUCGCUUGGAAGCGUGACCUGCAGCUGCGUGGUGCCUCCUCUACUCUCUCUCUCUCUCUCCAACCAGCAACAUGUCCAUUCUCAAGAUCCAUUCUCGUGAAAUCUUUGACUCUCGUGGGAAUCCCACUGUUGAAGUGGACUUAUUCACCUCUAAUGGUCUCUUCAGAGCUGCCGUUCCCAGCGGUGCUUCCACCGGCGUCUACGAAGCCCUGGAACUUCGCGACAAUGAUAAGACCCGCUUCCUGGGGAAAGGUGUCUCAAAAGCUGUUGAGCACAUCAAUAAAACAAUUGCACCUGCCCUGGUUAACAAGAACAUAAGUGUUGUGGAGCAAGAGAAGAUUGACAAGUUGAUGCUGGAAAUGGAUGGGUCAGAGAACAAGUCCAAGUUUGGCGCCAACGCGAUCCUGGGGGUGUCUCUGGCUGUGUGCAAGGCUGGUGCUGCUGAGAAAGGCGUCCCCUUGUACCGCCACAUUGCCGACUUGGCUGGGAACCAGGACGUCAUCCUCCCAGUCCCUGCUUUCAACGUGAUCAAUGGCGGCUCCCACGCGGGCAACAAACUGGCCAUGCAGGAGUUCAUGAUCCUCCCCAUUGGUGCUGAGAACUUCAAGGAAGCCAUGCGCAUCGGUGCCGAGGUCUACCACAACCUGAAGAACGUCAUCAAGGAGAAGUACGGGAAGGACGCCACCAAUGUGGGGGACGAGGGUGGCUUUGCACCCAACAUCUUGGAGAACAAGGAAGCUCUGGAGCUGCUGAAGACCGCCAUCAGCAAGGCUGGGUACACGGACAAGAUUGUCAUUGGGAUGGACGUGGCAGCUUCCGAAUUCUAUCGCGACGGGAAGUACGACCUGGACUUCAAGUCCUCCGAUGACCCCAGCAGAUACAUCACUCCUGACCAGCUGGCUGAUUUGUACAAGGGCUUUGUCAAGAACUACCCAUUGGUUUCCAUCGAAGACCCCUUUGACCAAGACGACUGGGCCGCUUGGAAGAAGUUCACGGCCAACGUGGGCAUCCAGGUGGUUGGCGACGACCUGACUGUGACCAACCCGAAGCGCAUCGCCAAAGCGGUGGAGGAGAAAUCCUGCAACUGCCUCCUGCUCAAAGUGAACCAGAUCGGUUCGGUCACGGAGUCGCUCCAGGCCUGCAAGCUUGCCCAGUCCAACGGGUGGGGCGUGAUGGUGAGUCACCGCUCUGGAGAGACCGAAGACACCUUCAUUGCCGACCUGGUGGUUGGACUCUGCACUGGCCAGAUCAAGACUGGUGCUCCCUGCCGAUCUGAACGUCUAGCCAAAUAUAACCAGCUUCUGAGGAUCGAAGAGGAGCUGGGCAGCAAGGCCCGCUUUGCCGGCAGGAACUUCAGGAACCCCCGCGUCAACUAAGGCGCUCGGCCGAGGGCCCCCUCCUCCGGUUGUGGUUGAAAGCACUAGUCACCUAAUUAGACCUUUCCUCUCCCCACUCCCUUGGUACCUGUGUCCUGGAAAAGAAGGGCAGCUGAGGGGAAAAGAGCAGUUUGCAGGGCCUCUCCUCUUGGACGGCGGAGACAGACAGACGGCUACCACUCACCUGGCGUGCGUCCUCUUUCUCAUUCUCCCCCCCCCCCAUCUCCACCCUGUUGCUUCUAAAAGCGCUUGGCUGCUUUUUUGUGGACAGACCACCUCCCCCCUUUUCCCUUGGAGUGACGGAACAGAGGAGGAGAAAGAGUCCCCGUGUUGCAGAAGAAAGCGGAAAGUUCCCACCAGUAUAUCCCUCUCCUCUCCUCUCCCUCCCUCCCUCCCCACCCCUUUCCCUACUUAGUGUGUGAAGCUAUGUAACUUGCAGUGCAGCCUGAGGUACCUGCAAACAGGAGAAACAAAAAAUAAAAAUAAAAAUAGUAGCGCUCCAUGUGAGGUAAAUAAAGAAGAGAAACGUC